Molecule: messenger RNA, 609 nt
Organism: Drosophila willistoni
Lineage: Eukaryota; Metazoa; Arthropoda; Insecta; Diptera; Drosophilidae
Exons: 1
Coding region: 63-194 (43 amino acids)
Source: RefSeq, a predicted model, not a curated record
CGUCCUCGUCGUGUAUCCCUCUGCAGAGGGAUCGAAAAUCGGUCAUCCAAACAUCUGAGAAAAUGGCAAUGGCCCGGCAGUUUUAUUUUAGCAAAUAUACAAAUUUUCAUAAAAAUCACAUUAAAUUGUUUGCUGUUUAUAUGAAAACGGCAAAUCUAAUGCAAAAUUUCAACGUGCUAAAGCGUUCGCUUUAAAAAGAGACGAGACGAGUGAGCGAGAGGCGAGGAGGAAGCGAGGAGCAGCAGGAGUAGUAGUGGGAGUUAACGCCGUCGUCCUGCUGCCGCCGCCAACUUUCCUCCCCACCCAACUCCCCCCAAAAGACCCUUCCCUCACCACUCUGAGACAACAACUUUCGGGUCGUGUGUGUGUGUGUGUUUGUGUUUGUGUGUGUGUGCCUGAGCGUGUGUAAUAGAUAGUGUAUGUGUGCAAAAAAAAAAAAUUCUAUUAUUGUUGGAAAAUUAAAGAAAUUAAAAACUUUAGCCACCCAAAAAUUUGUUACUCAAAUUUGAAUAUGUGAAAUUAACGGUUACAAAAUUCAUAAAUUUAAUCCACAAAUUUCGCUUACUAAAGGCGUGUCCUGCAUAAUUAACAAUAACAAAAAGGCAAAAA